AUGUCUUCUCCCUUUUCUAAAGCUGACAUAAACACGAUCAGACUUGAAGAUUCCGCGUACCCUGAACAAGUGUGGUAUACAAUCGCCGCCUUUCUCUUCGUAAAAACGGCUGUUACCAAUGGCGUCCAUCACAAAUUUUCUCUUCAUCGGAUUCCGCUUGCGAUCAUAAAUUUCUAUCGCGUUGUUGCCUUCCGAUGGACCCUAGAAAUAGGGCAAUCUUAUACCCUCAACAUGGCGGAGGUUUUUGUGACCGUGGCAUACAUCGCCCUUUUGCUGAUCUAUGCCUUCAUUAACACAACCUCAGCCGAGGGUCAGAAGCUUGAUAUCGACUACUGGAGCAGACGCACAGGCAUGCUGGCAGCCAGUCAGUUUCCCAUUGUCACAGCUCUUGGCACAAAGAACAAUAUCGUGUCUUGGGUCACAGGCAUCAGCUACGAUAGGCUCAAUUAUAUUCAUCGAAUGAUGGCUAGGACAUGCUUCAUGCUACUUUGGGUGCAUGCGGCGGGCGAAGUGCUAUGCUAUCCCUCCUUCCGGGAGACUUUGGACGUGGACUGGCUCCGUCUCGGUAUCGCCGCCAUGGUUGCCUUCUCUAUUCUGAUCUUAGUAUCACUGCGUCCCGUUCGUAAUGAGGUUUACGAGGUCUUUUUCUACAUCCACUUCCUUGGCGUCCUUAUAUUUCUGGUGGGAGGAUAUUACCACGUUUUGGGUUCCCAAGGUGCUCAGGUGUACUGGAUAUGGCCGUCGUUUGUGGUCUGGGCUUUCGAUCGCUUCGUCCGGGCGGUUCGACUUGUUGUAUUCAAUCACUCUUACUUUGGCUUCAAGUCAGGAACCGGGACAAUGGACGCAGAGACAGAAUUGCUUUCUGAAGAUGUCAUUCGAUUGCGUCUACGUCGACCCUCGCAUUUCCACUGGUCCCCAGGACAAACAGCAUAUCUAAUCAUGCCCAGCGCGCACCCUUUUACUAUUGCGAGUUUCGAUCCUAGUCUGCUGUCAACCGUAUCAGCGGAGGAUCAAUCCAGCAGUGAGGUUAUGGGAUCUAGCGUUCCAUUCUGGAAGGAGCUAGUAUUUUUUAUCAACGUGCAAGAAGGGUUUACGAAAAAACUAAAGGAGGUAGCUGCCAAGAAGGAAACUGUCAAGGUUUUUGUAGAUGGUCCUUAUGGCCCAUCUCCUGACCUCGGUUCUUAUGACACCUCUGUAUUGGUGGCAGGUCGGUCGUGCAUUGUCUCACGCGUACGCAAGGGGAAAAGCUCUUGCACACGCGUAGUGUUCAUUUGGUCAAUUCGCGGGGCUGAGUUUGUCAAAUGGAUUGAAGAAGCACUUAUCAAGGCUGUUCAGCUUGCUCCGCCUUCUUUGACAGUCUCUAUUCGCAUCUUUAUCACCGCUUCUUCACCCGCGACGCAAUCUAACUCGUCCGGGGAGGAAAAUUCCAGCGUUUCAAGUUCAACUGAGAAGAAAGACAGUCUCGUACACGCGAUAAUCAAGAAACAUUCCUUAUCUCUGUCAUUCAUGUCGCUGCACGGCGUUAGGAUGGAAACUGGAAGACCGAAUAUAGAUGCACUGCUCAAAGAAGAGGUCGGUGUGACCUCGGGAAGGAUGUCGGUGAGCGUUUGCGGAUCGCAGGCCAUAGCACGCUCUGUCCGUCAUGCACUUCGCUUCCCGGUCUCCGGGCCCUCCAGUAUCCUCAGUGGUGGACCGAGCGUAACACUGCAUAUCGAAUCGUUCGGAUAUGCCUGAUAGUCUCCUCUUCUUAUUCGCUUUAUGCAUGACCUAUGUUUACUGUGUAAUUAGAGUUCCUCGCGAUUUGUUGCUGUAGCUUGUAGCCUCGUCGCCGGUCGGCUGCCAACAAAAAGUUAAAUGAUAAAAACUUCUGACUUGGUCCGAUCACGCCAUCCAUCAGCGCUCAGCGCUCAACAUUUUUGAUCGCAAGGACCCGAUA
Suillus subalutaceus is the source of this 1936-nucleotide messenger RNA. Its product is annotated as ferric reductase like transmembrane component-domain-containing protein. Gene Ontology annotation, cellular component: plasma membrane. Bases 1 to 1734 code for a protein of 577 amino acids. Gene Ontology annotation, biological process: intracellular iron ion homeostasis; iron ion transport; copper ion import. The record is from RefSeq and is a predicted model, not a curated record. Gene Ontology annotation, molecular function: ferric-chelate reductase activity. The transcript has 12 exons. Lineage: Eukaryota; Fungi; Basidiomycota; Agaricomycetes; Boletales; Suillaceae.